AUGGCUGCUAACCAGGCACGCAUAGCCCAAGCGGUUACCGUAAGCCUAAAAGACCUUGAGAAUGGCGCCAUCUCGUUCGACACCCUUACUGAAGCCUUCGGUCCAUCCUCUCUUGGAAUCAUCAUCGUGAAAGACCUGCCCGAGAACUUUGUCCAGCUACGCAAACAAGUCCUUUCAAGCGCAUCCUGCCUAGCAGCUCUUCCACCUAAGGAACUAGAAUCGCUCGAAAGCCCCGAAUCCAAAUACCUAGUAGGCUGGUCCUGUGGUAAGGAAACCCUCAAAUCAGGUCACUUCGACACACUCAAGGGUUCAUAUUACGUCAACUGCGCAUUCUACCAAGAUCCAAGCCUAGACAGCGCCCCAGCGGACGGUUUCCCCGAUCUGCCACAAUACACAGCUCCCAACAUCUGGCCUUCACCAGAAUGUCUCCCAACAUUCAGAUCCAACAUCGAGAAUCUCUGCUCAUUGAUCAUCAAGACCGCGGGACUGGUAGCACGUGCUUGUGAUCAAUACGCCGAGGCUAAUAUCGACGAUUACAAACCGGGCUAUUUACAGCGUGUCGUGGAGACAAGCCUCACCACCAAAGCUCGACUCUUGCACUAUUUCCCCGCUGAAAACCAGUCUGCUUUUGAGGAGGAAGACAAAAGUGACGAUGAUUGGUGCGCUACCCAUAUCGAUCACGGUUGUCUAACGGGUCUUACAUCUGCCAUGUUCCUCGAUGAAGCUGCUACUCCCCCGACGCUCGACCCGUCGUCUCUGGCUGAACUUUCCAAUUCUCCCGAUCCGGCUGCGGGAUUGUAUAUUCGCUCCCGGGAGGGUGAGGUGGUUAAAGUUAAUAUUCCUAAGGAUUGUCUCGCGUUCCAGACUGGGGAGGCACUUCAGUUGAUUACGAGGGGGAAGUUCCGAGCUGUGCCACAUUUUGUGAAGGGGGCGAAGUGUGCAGAGGGACGGAUUGCGAGGAAUACGUUGGCGGUGUUUACGCAGCCGAAUUUGGGGGAAGAAGUUGAGGCGGGUUUGAGUUUUGCGGAGUUUGCGAGGGCGGUUGUGCAGAAGAAUUAUUAG
This is a messenger RNA of Penicillium odoratum, 1062 nucleotides long. RefSeq lists its product as uncharacterized. The coding region runs from base 1 to 1062 and encodes 353 amino acids. Lineage: Eukaryota; Fungi; Ascomycota; Eurotiomycetes; Eurotiales; Aspergillaceae. The record is from RefSeq and is a predicted model, not a curated record. The transcript has 3 exons.